AUAUAGUUAAUAAUAUAGUAACUAGAUGUAGAUCUAGAUCUAGUAAUUUUAAUCUAACUCAAAACUAACCUGUCACUGAACUGUCAGUGUCAGUGUCACCUGAGUCUUGAGUGAAGCCAGUGAAGGUGAGGGAAAACAUUGAAGUCUACUCUUUCUACAAUGCAUCAUGGAAAAGAAAACUUUUUUUGUAUUUGUUAUUUUUUCAACAUGUUUACCACCAUCAGAACAAUCUGAAUUUACAGACAAAUACAUUUAUGUUGGACACAAGUUAAAAUUGAAGUGCAAUAUUCCAACAAAAUAUAAAAAUUGUUCUUCCGAACUUCUCAUGUUUCAAAAGGAAAGACCAUUUCAGAUAUACACAGAAACAAGUUAUGAAGAUAUAAGUAAUGCUUCUAUUGAAUACAAAAGCUCCUCCUCAGUAACACUUGAGUAUCCUAAUGCCAGUAUCCAUGAUACUGGGAUAUAUCAAUGUGUUUUAAAUUUCUGUGUGGAUCAGAAUAUUACAAUAAAACAAUAUGAUGUCAAAAUACAAUAUAAACCAGUAAAUGUUAUCAACUUUACUUGUCAGCUGAUUGAUUGGGACAAAUAUUUGUUUUGUAGUUGGAAAUAUCCAGUUCAAUAUAACUGGGAAUUAAAAGAUACAAAAAUAGAAUUCCACUUUAAAACUGAUAGUCCCAGCAAAGCUAAAUUGUCAUGUUCAAAUCUGACUGUUAACAACUGUACCUUGUCUAAUUAUGGAGGAAGCGAUUAUUAUGAUUUUGAGAUAUUAGUCAAAAAUACAAAAACAAAUUAUACUUCUUAUUCUAUGUAUAACAUAGAAACGGAUCAAGUAGUGAAACCAUCAGCUGUGAAAAGGAUGAAUUUUUCCGAAUCAACUAAAAACGAUUGUUUUAAUGUUUCUUGGAUCUAUGAUUAUUAUGACUUUCCUUUAUUUGAGAAAUUUGAGCUGCGACACCAAGGACCAAAUGACAAGGACUUUAAAGUUAUUUAUGUCAAUCGAAGAGCUUGGGAAGAAGUGUGUAAUAUGAAGCCAUACACAAUACACAAUUUCACAGUUAUCAGCCAUGCAUCACCUUCAAACCUAACAAGUGAUCCCAUUUAUUCCUUUUAUGAAACUCCACAAAAAGCUCCAACACUAGGACCACAAGCAGUGAAUGGAAGCUAUACAACUGACCAAUGUAAGAACAACAGUCGUUCUGUAACAGUCUACUGGAAGAGAGUUGAACCCAAUGCAAGAAAUGGUAAAAUAACACACUAUAUUGUGAGACAUGGGAAAACAGCCAGGACAGUUGGACCAUAUACAUAUCAGACUUCUAUUGAAAUCCCUUGUUAUACUCUGGAAUUUAUAGAAAUAGCAGCUGCUACUAUUGCUGGCCAAUCAGUAAAACCAACGAUUUUGUCUAUUGCACCCAUUGAUUUCAAAGUUCCAUCCAGAGUAGCUGAGUCAUUAGCUAUUGAAGAGACUUCAUACUUGGCAACAUGGGAACCUGAUGCAGCAAGACAAUCUGUAAAUUAUACUAUCUUCUGGCUUGAUGAUCCUCUAGAUGACUGUCAUGGGAAAGAGCUACACUGGAAGCAUAUGGAACAAAACAUAAACAGUUUUUUGAUUCCCUACAACCAAAGUCAUAUCAAGGUUGGAAUAGCAUUCACUCACAACAUAACAUCUCCUAUUUUCUGGACUGAAUGUAUCUACAAUGUAAAUGCUUCUCUUGAUGCACCAACAUUUGAAGUGAGUGUCGCCAAAGAAUCAGUAACUGUUACCUGGGAAAAGAUGCCAUGCUCUAAAAAGUACAAUUAUAAAGUGACUAGUUAUGUUGUGGUUUACUGUUUGGUGACAGACUGUCAUGACACUAAAAUUGUCAGUACUCUAUCAUCUUACACACUAAAAAAUCUUCAAGUGGAUAGAUCGUAUAACAUCUCUAUGUGUGUUCAAGUUGGAAAUAGAACUGGACCAUUGUCUCAAUGGAAGACAUUUGUGACUCAUGAGUACAGGAAUGAUGAGAAUUCCAUUUUAGAAAGAACAGUACCAUUAGUGGUGAUUGUCAUUGUGUUUCUGUUGAUAUUUGCUUUGUUUUGGUGUAUUAGGUUGAACUGGAGAGGACAUCAAAAGGCAAAGAAAUUAAUGAAAACUGAUGAGGAUAGCAUGACAGAUUUAAUAUCUGAACAUUCUUCUGGGGAAGAUAACAAGAGUUUGAGAUCUAUGAGGCAUCCUGAUCCUCAAAUAGAUGUCAGUAAACCUUUAAUGUUGUCACUGCAUGCACCAAAGCAUGAGGGUUUAAUGAGUGAGGAGUCUCAACCAUCUCAUACUUCACUUGUGGAAGAUUUACUCAACAGCAUCAACCCUCCAACUAGUUGCUUACCUACAGCUGACCCAACACCAUCAUACUCUGUGAUUUCAAGUACUAGCUUUGAUAGAAUUCAGUGGGAGAAUGAACUUCAGAAAAGACAGAAAUUACCAAACUUCAUUAUGAGGGACUUAGAGACAAACGUAAAACCUUCAUGCAAGGGGAAUGAGCAGUUUGACAAAAUGGACUUUAUAGUCAAUGAAAGAGACAUUUCUAGUGGGGUUAUUGGUCACCAGGCAGGAUCAAGCACAGAUGAGAAACUCAAUAACAGCAUCAAGUUUGGUGUAUAUGAUGAUUGUCCAACUCAGCAUUAUGAAAUAAGGAAUGAAGACUAAGACUAAGACUAAGACUGCUUUAUUGAUCCUUACGGAAAUUUGUUGUGAUUACAAGGACUCGUUUCUCAUAUAAAGACAACACAACAGAAAAAUACACAUAAAUACAACAGACAACAUAAAGAGUUCAUUCAGCGACUACACACAGGUAUCUUGGUGCAUUUCAUGUUCCCUGAUCAAUGAGUGGCGGUGAUAGAGUCUGACCGAGUGAGGUACGAACGAGUUUUUGUACCGCUCCGUUCUUGUUUUGAUUGACAGCAGUCGCCCACUUCGCGACGACCUGGCGUAGUUCUGAUGGAGCGGGUGGCCGUUGUCUUCCAAGAUUUUUUCGAUUUUUCUUAGGCACGUUUGUUCAAAAAGUUCCUUUAAAUGUGGUAAUGUUGUGAGUGUAAUUUUUGAUGCUUUUUUAAUGAUGUUUUCUAGACGUUGCAACAGUUUAGAUGAGGCGUUGCCUUGCCAACAACUUAUUCCGUAUGUUAGCAGAUUUUGUACUGUCGCGCCGUAAAAUGUCUCAAGGAUCUUCUUGUUUAAUUUAAAACUGUUGAGUUUGUAUAGAAAAAAGAGUCGCUGGGCUGUUUUCUUUGUCAGAGUUCCAAGGUGGUCUUCCCAUGAAAGCUUGUUGUUGAUGAUAAUGCCUAGAUAUUUAUAUGCCUUUACUUGUUCUAUAGAUGUAGUGUUUAUUUGCAGUUCACGUAUAGUUUGUUUUUUCUUUCUAAAAUCUAUUAUAAGUUCUUUAGUUUUUGUUACAUUUAGUUCUAGAAAGUUGUCGGUGCACCAGUUUGUAAACUCUUCUAUCGAGCUUCGAUACUGAGUUUCGUCUCCUGAAAUAAGACCGACUAUGGCAGUAUCAUCAGCGAAUUUAAUGAGUUUAACUGAGUCAUAGAUGCUUCUUAUGUCAUUAGUGUAAAGAGUGUAUAGCACAGGAGAAAGUACACAACCUUGUGGAGCACCCGUACAUAGUACUCGAGUUGACGAUUUGGUGUUGUUGACUUUAACAUACUGGGGCCGUUGGGUUAAAAAGUUUAGAACCCAUGCUUGCAAGUAAGGGCUUACAUUUAAGUUACUCAGUUUGUUUAUCAUUAGAUGUGGCUGUAUGGUAUUGAAAGCCGAGGAGAAAUCUACGAAGAGGACUCGUGCAUAUGUUUUGGGUAUAUCGAGAUGCUUAUAAAGCUGGUCCAAAAGCAAUAGAAUGGCAUCCUCAGUUCCUCUAGCUGCUUUGUAUGCAAAUUGGUGAGGGUCUAGGCUGUUAUUGACUUUUGCUACAAGUUGUUUAAGAAUAUAUUUUUCAAAACAUUUCAUAACAAUAGGUGUUAGUGCUACUGGGCGGAAAUCAUUUAAGCAAUCUAUUUUUGGUUUCUUAGGCACUGGUAUGAUUUCUGAAGUUUUCCAGAUGUUUGGAAUUACGCACGUUUGCAAUGACUGGUUAAAGAUAUGACAGAAGAUAGAAGAAAUUUGCUCCGCACAUAGCUUGAUCAGCUUGCCACUAAUUUUGUCCGGUCCACAAGCUUUUGUUACGUCUACUCUCUUAAAUAACAAUGUCACUUCAUCCUCCGUUACAAAAUUGACGUAGGGCUCUUGUUUUCCUUUGGACAGAGUGUUGAAAAGUUCUUUGUGUAGUUCAACAAAAUCUUCUUUGUCAAAACGAGAAUAGAAAUAAUUUAGUUCGUUGGCGAAUUUCUCAUCAUCAGCCACUAAAAUUUGUUUUCGUUUUGAGGCGCAGCCUGUUAUUUUCUUUAAUCCCUCCCAGCAUUGUUUUGAGUUGUUCUUUGCAAAGAAAUUCUCAAUUUUUUCUUUGUAUGUUUUUUUCCCUUCAAUUAUUGCUUUUCUCAGUUUAUUUUUAGCAUUUAUAAACUCUUCGUUGCUAGCCUUAUACUUUGUUUUCUUUUCAGUAAUAAGGUGUUUGAUUUUUUUGGUCAUCCAGGGCUUAUUGUUUCCAUAGACUUGUAUUGUUUUUGUUGGAAUUGUUAACUCCUCGCAGAAUGAUAGAUAUGAGGUAACAGUUUCUGUUAGUUCGUUUAUGUCUGGACAGUUCUCAAUAAAGAUUUCCCAGUUAGUUUUCUCAACGCAUCCUCGUAGUUUUUCUACAGCCUCUUCAGACCACAUCUUGACCGUUUUUAUAACUCUCUUUGUAGUUUUAAGAGUAGGUUUGUAAUUUGGUAUAAGAUGGAGUAAUACAUGGUCAGAUUCUCCAAGUGGGAACAAACUUUUACAUUUGUAAGCCUGCUUAAUGUUUACGUAGCAUUUGUCGAGCGUUCUGCCCUGCCUUGUGGGGAGGGAGACAUACUGGCAAUAGUUUGACAGUGUGUUGUCAAUAUUUAGGUUGUUGAAAUCUCCAGACAUAAAGACAUUAUGGAAAGUAGCCAAUUUACUCCAGGUAAUCUUGACUAUUCUGAUGCUUCUUGUGUAUCUAUGACAUGUGGUCAAAGCUGUGUUGAGUUAGAAGUACAAAGUUUACCCAAAGCAGAUAUCUGUCAUGCUGAUGCAUGUAAAGAUUAUGUUACAUUCACUGAGCAAGAUAUUUUGUUAAGCCAAACAUCAACAGACAGUGAGUCCACUAAUAGGGAUACUUGUAAUGCCUACAUUGAAGCAGAAACUCCUGAAACUAGACCAUUAAACCAUGAUGCAAGUUGUAUUGAUUGUACUGACUACAUGAGACAAACUGAGGUCACUUUACUAACAAUUUCUUCAGAACAUAGUGAGAAUAAUAUGAACAGUGAUCCAGUGAACACACGAGAGAUUGUCAUAGCUGUAUUAAAUAAGCAAAAUUAUGAAGUUAAUCUGAUUAAACACACUCCUCCUGUCAACAAGUUAAGCCAGUUAGAAAACUGCUCAUUUGAUGAAUUGCCUAAUUUAGAUCAGUUUAUAAAACCUGAAAAAUUACACAAAGUAAAUAGCACACAAUUUGAUGAAGUGCCUAACAUGGACCAAUCCUUAAGUACCAAUGAAUUCAAUAAUUCAGAAAACAGUUCUUGUAUUAUAACUAAUGAAGGCCAAUAUGCAAGUUCUAAUGAAUUAAACCAAUCAGAUUACAAGUCUCAUAAUAUUUCUCUAACACAAGUUCCAGCCAAUCGGAUACAUUCCAGUUCUUGUAUUAUAACUAAUGAA
Molecule: messenger RNA, 5782 nt
Organism: Biomphalaria glabrata
Lineage: Eukaryota; Metazoa; Mollusca; Gastropoda; Planorbidae
Exons: 17
Coding region: 167-2680 (837 amino acids)
Molecular function (GO): protein binding
Source: RefSeq, a predicted model, not a curated record